Molecule: messenger RNA, 6324 nt
Organism: Pogona vitticeps (central bearded dragon)
Lineage: Eukaryota; Metazoa; Chordata; Lepidosauria; Squamata; Agamidae
Gene: RASGRF2
Product: Ras protein specific guanine nucleotide releasing factor 2
Biological process (GO): Ras protein signal transduction
Cellular component (GO): plasma membrane
Molecular function (GO): guanyl-nucleotide exchange factor activity
Source: RefSeq, a predicted model, not a curated record
AGAAACGCAGGGCAGCUCGUGAGCCGGCUGGACGCCGCCGAGCGCCGGAGAGGCAACAUGCAGAAGAGCGUGCGCUACAACGAGGGGCACGCCUUGUACCUGGCCGUGCUGGCUCGCAAGGAAGGCACUCGGCGGGGCUACCUGAGCAAGAAGACGGCGGAGACGAGCCGCUGGCACGACAAGUGGUUCGCGCUCUACCAGAACAUGCUCUUCUACUUCGAGAGCGAGCAGAGCGCCCGACCCUCGGGCAUGUACAUGCUGGAAGGCUGCACCUGCGAAAGGGCGCCGGCCCCGAAGGGGGGGUCUGCCGUCAGCGCCAAGGACGCGGCGCUGGACAAGCAGUUCUAUUUUACUGUAUUCUUUGGCCAUGAGGGGCAGAAGCCACUUGAGCUCCGUUGUGAAGAUGAAGUAGAUGGAGAAGAAUGGGUAGAGGCUAUUCACCAAGCCAGCUACUCAGAUAUUCUGAUUGAGAGGGAAGUAUUAAUGCAGAAGUAUAUUCAUCUAGUUCAGAUUGUAGAGACAGAAAAGAUUUCAGCCAAUCAGCUGCGACAUCAGCUUGAAGAUCAAGAAACAGAAAUUGAAAGGCUUAAAUCAGAGAUUGUAGCUCUCAAUAAAACUAAAGAACGGAUGCGACCAUACCAUGGCAACCAAGAAGAAGAAGAUCCUGAUAUAAAAAAAAUUAAAAAGGUCCAGAGUUUUAUGCGUGGCUGGUUGUGUAGAAGAAAGUGGAAGACAAUUGUCCAAGAUUAUAUUUGUUCACCACAUGCGGAAAGUAUGAGGAAGAGAAAUCAAAUAGUUUUCAAUAUGGUUGAGGCUGAAUCGGAAUAUGUGCAUCAACUUUACAUCCUUGUAAAUUGUUUCCUAAGACCAUUAAGAAUGGCUGCAAGUUCAAAGAAGCCACCAAUCAGUCAUGAUGAUGUCAGUAGCAUAUUCCUCAACAGUGAAACUAUAAUGUUUCUUCAUGAAAUAUUUCAUCAAGGUUUAAAAGCAAGAAUAGCAAACUGGCCAACUUUAAUUUUAGCUGAUUUAUUUGACAUUCUGCUACCUAUGCUGAAUAUUUAUCAAGAAUUUGUUCGGAAUCACCAAUAUAGUCUCCAAGUGCUUGCAAACUGCAAGCAGAACAGAGAUUUUGACAAACUCUUGAAGCAGUAUGAAGCUAACCCUGCAUGUGAAGGCAGAAUGCUUGAGACGUUCCUUACUUACCCCAUGUUUCAGAUUCCUAGAUAUAUUAUAACCCUUCAUGAACUUCUGGCUCACACACCGCAUGAACAUGUGGAAAGAAAAAGCCUUGAGUUUGCUAAAUCGAAGCUAGAAGAACUUUCAAGAGUGAUGCAUGAUGAAGUGAGUGACACAGAAAACAUACGGAAAAAUCUUGCAAUAGAAAGAAUGAUAGUUGAGGGGUGUGACAUAUUAUUGGACACCAGCCAAACCUUUAUACGGCAAGGUACUCUUAUUCAGGUCCCUUCAGUUGAGAGGGGGAAACUUAGUAAAGUGCGCCUAGGAUCAUUGUCUUUGAAAAAAGAAGGAGAAAGACAAUGUUUUUUAUUUACAAAACACUUUUUGAUUUGCACAAGAAGCUCUGGAGGAAAGCUGCAUCUACUUAAGGCAGGAGGUGUCCUCUCAUUAAUAGAAUGCACACUCAUCGAGGAAACGGAUAUGAGUGAUGAUGAUUCAAAAGGUUCUGGACAAGUUUUUGGACACCUUGACUUCAAGAUUGUGGUGGAGCCAGCAGAUGCACCUCCUUUUACAGUUGUCUUGUUAGCCCCUUCACGGCAGGAAAAAGCAGCAUGGACAAGCGACAUUAGUCAGUGUGUUGACAACAUAAGGUGCAAUGGUUUAAUGACCAUCGUAUUUGAAGAAAACUCCAAAGUUACUGUGCCACAUAUGAUCAAAUCCGAUGCUCGUCUUCACAAAGAUGACUCUGACAUCUGCUUCAGCAAAACAUUAAAUUCCUGCAAAGUGCCCCAGAUUCGUUAUGCAAGUGUAGAACGCCUUUUGGAGAGAUUAACGGACUUGCGAUUUCUCAGUAUUGAUUUUCUCAAUACUUUCCUACAUACUUAUCGCAUAUUCACUACUGCUACAGUUGUACUGGAGAAACUAUCAGAUAUAUACAAACGACCUUUCACCUCAAUACCUGUUAGGUCUUUGGAAUUAUUUUUUGCAACGAAUCAAAACAACAGAGAACACAUGUCUGAUGCAAAAUCACCACUUCUCUGCCGUAAAUUCUCUUCUCCUCCACCUCUUUCACUUUCUAGGACUUCUUCACCUGUCAGAACCAGAAAACUGUCAUUAAGUUCUCCAAUAAAUUCAAGAAUAGGGGCUUUAGAUCUAUCUACUUCCUCUCUUGCUAGCAGUCCUACCUCAACAUAUAGUCCUGCCACAUCACCUCCACCAACACUGUCUAAAGUACCACUGGAUCUUAGCAAAGGUCCUUCCUCUCCAGAACAAACUUCUGGCUUUUCAGAGGAGAACUCAGAGAACCCACGUAUUGAGCUUUGCAACAAACUAAGAAGAAGCAUCCGAAGAGCAGCGGUUCUAGAAUCUGUAUCAGUGGACCGCACCAUUCCAGAAAGUGCCUCAACUGUGGAUACUCCUGAGCUCUCCCCAUGUAGAUCACCUUCAACUCCUCGACAUCUACGUUAUCGGCAAGCAGGGGUACAGGUGACUGACAACUGUCAUUGUUCUGUGUCUCCUGCUUCUGCUUUUGCUAUUGCUACGGCUGCAGCUGGCCAUGGGAGCCCACCAGGAUUUAAUAAUUCUGAACGAACAUGUGAUAAGGAAUUCAUAAUACGCCGAGCAGCCACGAAUCGUGUUCUGAAUGUCCUUCGCCACUGGGUCUCAAAGCAUUCUCAGGAUUUUGAGCUGAACAAUGAACUCAAAAUGAAUGUUCUGAAUCUUCUAGAAGAAGUUUUAAGAGACCCCGAUCUUUUGCCACAAGAAAGAAAAGCUACUGCAAACAUCUUGAGAGCUCUCUCUCAGGAGGACCAAGACGACACCCAUUUUAAAAUAGAGGACAUACUGCAGAUGUUGGAGUGUCCAAAACCAGAGUGCUUUGAAACAUUAUCCGCCAUGGAGCUUGCUGAACAAAUAACUCUCUUGGAUCAUAUUGUUUUCAGAAGCAUACCCUAUGAAGAGUUUCUUGGGCAGGGUUGGAUGAAACUAGAUAAAAAUGAAAGAACACCUUAUAUCAUGAAAACUAGCCAACACUUUAAUGAUAUGAGCAACCUUGUUGCAUCCCAAAUUAUGAAUUACGCUGAUGCUGGCUCACGAGCGAAUGCAAUUGAGAAAUGGGUAGCAGUGGCAGACAUUUGUCGAUGUAUGCACAACUACAAUGGUGUGCUUGAAAUCACAUCAGCCUUGAACAGAAGUGCAAUCUACAGACUGAAGAAAACUUGGGCUAAGGUUUCUAAACAGACCAAAGCACUAAUGGAUAAACUUCAGAAGACUGUAUCAUCUGAGGGAAGAUUUAAAAAUCUCAGAGAAACACUCAAGAAUUGUAAUCCCCCUUCAGUGCCAUAUCUUGGGAUGUACUUGACAGAUCUGGCAUUUAUUGAAGAAGGAACACCCAAUUUUACUGAAGAAGGCCUUGUCAAUUUUUCCAAAAUGAGAAUGAUAUCACAUAUUAUCAGGGAGAUACGCCAAUUCCAACAGACUUCCUAUCGUAUAGAACAUCAGCCAAAGGUCACUCAGUACUUACUUGACAAGAGACUUAUCAUAGACGAAGAUACUUUGUAUGAACUAUCCCUAAAAAUUGAACCCAGACUGCCUGCCUGAGAAGUUUUGUUCUUGAACGUACAGAGAACUUUAGUGUAAUUAUGCAUGGCAUGUCCCUACAUAAUGCAAAGGGGAAACAUUGAGAAGAAUUCAAGGUACUUUUCCCGUUGUGGGACACAGGGCUUCACAAAGAUUCCUUUUCAAGCACAGAGAGGCAGCAGCUAGAGGUGAAAAACAAACUGCCAGAAACAUGGAUUCAAUGGUUGUUGCUCUGUAAAGGUAAUAGUUGAUGGAAAAGAAACUGGGAACUAAUAAGGAAGUGAGGAAAUUGUGGUCAUAACUAUAUUGAGCCUGGUAAUAAAAGAAUAAAAUGAACUUGAGAUGCCACACUCUAGAUUCCAAUGAAUGAGGAAAUGCCAGGAUAGAGAAGUUUUACCUACUGUUAUGGGAACAAAACACAUGUUCCACAAUGAGCAUGCAAGCAUCUAUUUUUUAAAUGCAUUUUGCAUUUGUUGAUGUCCAAUUUAAACAAUUUCCAUUUAAGAAUAAUAUCCAUCUUUAAGGAAAACAAAAUAUAUUUAACAAUAUCCAAUCAAUUGCUUUGUUUCCUGAAACAUUUUAUUGAAAACAUUUCCUUUGUAAUUUAAAUUUGACAUAUCUCCAGUUUCUAACAUUGACAGAAGGCUGGGAAAUAGUCAUGUGAUGCAUUGGAAGUUAGGAUAAUAGUGUAAGUAGAUCUUCCCUUCUCUAGAAGUGUGACAAGGUUUUCUAGAGUGCAAAUUAAUAAACUGUCUUACAUGGUUAGCACAUAUACAAGCUGCGAUUGGACUUCUUGGAACAUUUGAAACUUAAGUUCCAUAGACAAAGAUGAUUCUAUAAUCGAUGACUUUCAUAUUUUAUGCUUUGUUUUCACAGCACGUGCAUUAUUCCUAUAUAUUUUGUUAAAAGUAUCUACCCUAAUACAGAGAGUAUAAUGUCUGCUCCAGAGUUUUCCAUAUGAUGAGUGUUUUUCCUCCAAUCUCUUUCGAAUGCUGCUGCAAGAAUGUAUCUCAGUACAAGAACUGAACAUUCCUCUUCCCUGCAGCAAGUGGGCAACACCAUAACAUCCGGACCCACCACAUAGGCAUCAAAAGUCUAGUGAUAACCCAGGAUUGGGUCAGUCAUAGUAGGGAUAAGCUAUUUAGGUUUCCAAGCUCUUUAGAGGUGACUUUGAAGAUAUAGAUGUUGUCAAUUUAGCAGACAAAUCACAUUACUGCACAAUUAUUGGGAGGGAGGACCACUACCCAUUGCACUGUGGUGUGCAUUCAGUACCAUUGAGCAUCACACAAACUGUAUCACAUUUGUCUUUUUCUCUCCAUGUAUAUCUUUAAAUGGAAAUUACUCCAGUGUCACUGUAAAUGUAAUGUCUGCAUCAGCUUAUAUCUCUGACCUAACUGCUUGACUGUAUGCAGUUGUGAUGUGCACAUGAGCUGGGACUGCCCUGUUUUCUUGGAAUGAGUGUGCAUUUUCCAACAGAUUGUAAAUGGGAAGCACCUACUUGUGGGGUGUGUGUGUGCAUGGUCAUUCUGGAACUCUGUGGAGUCUUGAAUUGCAGCUAUGAUCUUGUGAGAAUUACUAAUUAUUUUGCAUUUACACUGAUGUAAUGGCAGGAAGGAUAGAUAUAUUUCUCUUCAAAUGAAGGAUAAUGUUCAAAAAGCAGCAGUUUGUCAAUUCAGUGGAUAAACAUAACCAUACUUUUGUCUCUUUUAAAAAAAUUACAAAGGGGGUGCACGAUUCCCCCCUUCUGUACUGAUUCCUUUUGAAGCAGGAAUAUGUACUAAAGAUAAGAAGGUUUAAAUUCUACUGAAUUCAGUGGAUUGAAUGUACAAGAAUAUUACUGCUGAAAUCAGUGGGACAACAGUUGGCUUGUAAUAAUCAGUGAUAGCUUUUUUUUCCUGUUUGAUCCCAGGGUGGUUAUAUAAAUAUGUUAAAGCAUGACACUUCCUGCGAUCCUUUGAAGAAAACCACUCUUUCCCUGCCAUUGCACAGAAAAGUGAGACAUAAUGCAAAUAUUAGCACUGUUAAAUAACUAGACAUGGAAAAGUGUCCUUACUUUUCCAAUAAUUAUCAGCCAGUUGAGAAAACAGGGCUAAAUACCGUUAUUUACCUUUAAAUCCUCUCAGGAAAAUAACUGCUAAAAAAAUAUUGCCAUUUAGGCAUAUUUUAGCUGAUAUUUCUUGCCAGUCUCACUAAGCUGCUAAAUUUGUUCUUAACCAUGAAAAACAAACCUGCCUAGCUUCUGUUUGCUUGUGUGUGGUUUGUUUGUUUGUUCGUUUUGUCUUUCUCUGCACUUUAAUUAUAUUGCCCAGACAAAAGCUGAACAAUAAAUUCAGUUAUUGUCUAACUGUAAAUGCUAGCAUUUGUAAAUUAUCUGUAAUGUAGUAAUUUUUAAUCAUUUCUAUUUAAGGAUCUUUGCUGAAAUAAAUAAAUAAAUGCACGAUUAGCCAGCAAGGAAAUUAUUGCCUAAUGAUCAGUAAUAAUAAUUACUGGGGGUGAGGAGAGAUUUAGAAAUAGAAACUUCCUGUGGCAUGUUUAGGUAUUGCUGGUUAAGGAAUGCAGUAGGUGUGAAUA